Molecule: messenger RNA, 1908 nt
Organism: Solanum lycopersicum (tomato)
Lineage: Eukaryota; Viridiplantae; Streptophyta; Magnoliopsida; Solanales; Solanaceae
Product: DEAD-box ATP-dependent RNA helicase 38
Biological process (GO): poly(A)+ mRNA export from nucleus
Cellular component (GO): cytoplasmic stress granule; nucleus
Molecular function (GO): RNA helicase activity; ATP binding; RNA binding
Source: RefSeq, a predicted model, not a curated record
CACAAUUCUGAUGGCCGACACUUCUAGUACCUCCGGUAUCACCAGUAGCACCGCCGCUUCUACGACGGCAAACCCACCGGAAUCCAAAAGUUGGGCAGACCAAGUCGACGAGAUCGAUCAAGCUGAGCAGUCGGCAGACCAAGCUGAGCAGUCUUCCGCUUCGAACGAAGAAGGCGCUACUGCCGAGAUAAAUAUCGGAUCUUUACAAGUCGAUGAGUCCAAAAGAGAAAACUCCACUCUCUCUGAGCCGGAAGAUUCAAGCAUACAAGCGGUUACAUCUGGCGAUACUAUGUACAAAUCAGCGAAGAGAUUUGAGGAUUUGAACUUAUCUCCUGAGCUAUUGAAGGGAUUAUAUGUACAAAUGCAGUUUGAGCGUCCUAGCAAGAUUCAGGAAAUUAGUUUGCCUAUGAUUCUUACGCCUCCCUACAAGAAUCUUAUUGCUCAGGCUCAUAAUGGUUCUGGUAAAACUACUUGCUUUGUGCUUGGGAUGUUGAGUCGGAUUGAUCCAAAGCUUGCUGCCCCUCAAGCUCUCUGUAUCUGUCCAACCAGAGAAUUGGCUAUUCAGAAUAUGGAAGUGCUAUUGAAGAUGGGGAAGUUCACUGGCAUAACAUCAGAGUUAGGUAUCCCAGCAGAUUCUGCCAACUAUAUUCCAAUUUCGAAACGGCCGCCUGUCACGGCACAAGUAGUGAUUGGCACACCUGGGACUAUAAACAAGUGGGUGACGGCAAGGAAACUGGGCAUGAGUUGUAUGAAAAUUCUUGUGUUUGAUGAAGCGGACCACAUGUUGGCAGAGAGUGGUUUUCAGGAUGAUUCCAUAAGAAUAAUGAAGGCAAUCGUUAAAGCCAGCGCUAACUGCCAGGUGCUUCUGUUUUCUGCAACGUUUGGGGAAAAUGUCAAAGCAUUUGUGACAAAAAUUGUUCAAGAUCUUUUUGUGCAAGAUUACAAUCAAAUGUUUGUGAAGAAAGAAGAACUUUCACUGGAUUCAGUGAAGCAGUAUAAAGUGCAGUGUCCGGACGAACUUUCAAAAAUCAUGGUGAUUAAAGACAGAAUACUAGAACUAGGACAGAAGGUGGGGCAAACAAUUAUAUUUGUUCGUACCAGAAACAGUGCAAGUAUGUUGCAUAAGUCAUUGGUUGACUAUGGCUAUGAAGUGACAACAAUUCAAGGUGCUCUUAGGCAAGAAGACAGAGACAAAAUAAUCAAGGAGUUCAAAGAUGGAUUGACACAAAUUCUUAUAUCAACUGAUCUUCUUGCUCGUGGAUUUGACCAAUCACAGGUUAAUUUGGUGGUUAAUUAUGACCUCCCUGUGAGACACGAGAGUCCAACAGAGCCAGAUCAUGAGGUAUACCUGCAUCGGAUUGGUAGAGCAGGACGUUUUGGACGCAAGGGUGCGAUAUUCAACUUGCUGUGCAGUGACAGAGACAACAUGCUAAUGUCAAAGAUUGAGAACCAUUUCAACCAUCAAGUGGCUGAGAUUCCCUCAUGGAGUAAUGAAGAAGAUUUCGAAAAUGCUCUGAAGAUAGCUGGCUUGCUGUAAGCCGAGUAGAAUGUUGGUUAACAGUUCUCAGGAGAUAUGCUCGCUCGCUCUACUUAUUUCGAUCUUUCCACUGUUGAGUUUUGACAACAUCUAUAUAUUUCACUGAAGCAGCAUCAGCAAUAUAGACUCCGUUUAUAGUGAUCGAGUUUUGUCCAGUCUGUAUUUUUUUCUUAAUGUCUUGUUAUAUUCAUCGACUUCGAGUAAAACAACCGUGAUGACAUUUGUAUAGUUGACAGAGCAGUGCUCCUGAAAGGCUUUUCUUCUUUGAUUGCUGUCAUGCUUCACUUACCAUUUCUGGUGUUACAAGUUCUCAAAAUACACUGUCAAAAGGAACUAAAUUUUUUUAGAUGUCACAUGAACAUGUGACGAAA